This is a messenger RNA of Vicia villosa (hairy vetch), 1136 nucleotides long. Its product is annotated as U-box domain-containing protein 54-like. NCBI's taxonomy places the organism in Eukaryota, Viridiplantae, Streptophyta, Magnoliopsida, Fabales, Fabaceae. The record is from RefSeq and is a predicted model, not a curated record. The transcript has 3 exons. Bases 177 to 899 code for a protein of 240 amino acids.
UUGUAGAUGAAAAUGAAGAGAGAUAGUUACAACUUUACAAGUCCCAUCUUCCGCUUUUUCUUUCUCACUUCCUCUCCAACAAACAAACAAAAACUACUCCUCCUUCAAUUUCAACCAUAAAUUCAUCAACCAAGUCAACCAACACCUUGCACCACCAUUCACAUCUAUCCCUAACAAUGUUCAACAACAACUACUCCACCACCGAGAUAGAGGAGGAAGAAGACACCAUCAUCAACCACCACCAGUACCUUGACACAAUCGACAAUGAAAUUGAAGAAGAACAAGAAGACUCCAUUUAUGUUGCAGUUGGUAAGAGCGAUACAAGCAUGGAAGCUCUCUCAUGGACACUCAAUAACCUUACCACUCAUUCCACCAUGCUCUAUCUCAUUCAUGUAUUCCCAGAAAUCAAACACAUUCCACAUCCAUUGGGAGUAGGAAUGAUUGCUAGGAAUCAAGUUAGUGCUGAGCAGGUAGAAAUUUACAUGGAGCAAGAAAGAAACAAGAGAAGACAACUCCUUCACAAGUUCAUCCAAUCUUGCUCUCUUUCCAAAGUUAAGGUUGAUACCAUCCUAAUAGAAAGUGAUUUCGUUGCAAAAGCCAUCCUUGACCUAAUUCCUAUUCUUCAAAUAUCAAAUUUAGUCAUCGGCGCCAACAAGUUCCAUCAAAGAAAAGCGAGAUCAAAGAAAGGAAAUGGCGUGGCUGAUCAGGUGGUACAGAAUGCACCAGAAAAUUGUAAGGUUAGAAUUAUCUGUGAAGGUAAGGAAGUAAAUGAUGAGCAAAUGAUGAUGAAGACACCUUCUCCUAAGAUGAUUGCCACUGCCAACUCUGCUAAUAAUGUGAACAACACAAAAGAAAAUGAUUCAGUUUUAUGUGUUUGUUUCAAACCAAAGUUUAAAUGACAAGCAUUCAUUGUCAUGUGUUACCAGAAAUAAUUAUUACAUUUUUCAUACAAAAUUAUGUAGUUUGGUUUGGUUUGUAAAUUUGUAUUGAAUUUACUAAUGUUUGUAGUGAAUGGUGAAAAUGUAUUGAAUUUACUAAUGUAUUGUUAUCUUCACCCGAAAUGAUCAAUAUGUUGUACUAGUAUUCUUGGUUAUGUCGAGAUCAAAGGAAAUUUUUUGAUAAAAGAAACAAAAAUA